Molecule: messenger RNA, 9078 nt
Organism: Bactrocera oleae (olive fruit fly)
Lineage: Eukaryota; Metazoa; Arthropoda; Insecta; Diptera; Tephritidae
Source: RefSeq, a predicted model, not a curated record
CACAUACUACUUAAUUCUAUAAAGUUCUUAAUUUUCAAAAGUUAUAUUAAGCACGGUGGGAGGUUCAACAUUGCUUAGGGAAACCUUUCAAAUGACCACUUCUAUGAAAGCUAACCUUGUAGAAGUAUAAUCUCCACAACUUAACACACAAUUUGAAUUAAAUUUGCAACGCUGCAAAAUUCAUAUGAUUUUUGCCAAGAACAAUUUACGACAUUAGCAAUAUUUUAGUGAGAUUUAUUAGACUUUUAGCGUUCAAGCAACAAAUUGCACACUUAAUUCGACUGAAGUGCAUAAAAGCCGUCACUCAACUCAAGCUGCAGCUGCCAGCCUGCCAGCUAGCUAGUUGACUAUAGAAAGCGUGGGGAACUGCAAACAUUUUUGCUGCCUGCAGUAAAUUCAUUAAACUCUGACGUCGACAGAUCACACCAGCGAAAGACAAUAAUUCAAAAGACUUAAGGCACGAACUUCAUUGUGUAUCAAAAUAAAAUGCAAAGGCUGAGAAAAUUUCACAUUGCAAAGUGCAAACAAACAUAAUUCAAUUUAACAACUUUUCGAUUCUCUUGCAUUUAGCGAAUUCAUAAAGAUUUUUGCAUUUUGUGCAUGCGAAAAUCCAAGCGAAUUCGCCCAUUUUAAAUAUGUGCGCUUGUGUGUGCGAAACGCAGCCUUGAAUGUCUAUUUGCUUAUGUGUGUGUGUGUAUUUGCAGAGACACUACAGCAAGUGAAGUGAAAAAAUUUACCAACAAUAAAAUAAAAUAAAUGUACGCAUAAAUAAUUGUUGUGAAAAAUACAGGCGCUUGUGAUAAUAUAAUCGAAAAAAAGGCAGACAACAAUAAUAACAGCAACAAGAGUGGAUUAUCAAAUAGCAGCGAAUAAAAUUAAUUACGCGCGCGAUCACACACGAUCGUUUAAAGCGAGCUGGUGAAUGGCUGAAAAUGUGAAGCCGAGCGCCAAAAGCCAAACAGAAACAACAACAACGGCAAUUGUUGCUCACAUAAUCGCUGUCGGCGACUAAAGUUUUAGUUGGUCAAGCAACAAGAAACAAGAGACGCAUACAAGUCAGCAUAUAACAAAAAAUACAACAACAAAAAAGCAGAAAAAAAAAUUAAAAAACAACAAAAGCAAACAAAAAAAAAACACAUUAACGAAAAUAACGAGUGUAAUAGUAUUUAAUAGCGGCAAGCGAUUUGCCAACGAAACGUGCAACGCAGACGAAUAACGAAAACCGCCGCUGCAACAACAGCAACGGCUGCACAUAACCGGGCGCAAGCAGCAAAACAAACAAACACACCUAUUUACAUAUGUUUGUGUUUCCAGAGCGACUUUAAAUUAUUUGCACCAAUAUUUGAGCGCUGCACUGGCGCCAACACACAACAAAAAUACAACAAAAAUAAAAUUAUAAUAAAUAAAUAAAUUAUCAACUGUUUGUUGUUGUUGCAUGUCGCACCUCGCCUACAUCAUUUCCAUUCGGAAAACAGUUCAACAACUUCUCGAAAUUGUCCUGUGCGCAGUGAAAACACGACAGCUGCACCACUUGCGGACAGCGCAAAAACAAUCGAUUGCUUGCAACAAGCUGUGGCAAGCUUAUAGCUCAUCAACAGCAACGUUGCAGUGCCACCAAUUUUACAAACACAAAAAAAACUUGUAUAAUUUCGAAACAAAUUUUGGUGAAAUUUUCACAAUUCCCGACAGCAGACGCAGGAAAGUAACUGCAAUGAAGCGCCAGCAAAAACAACAACACCAACAACAUAUGGACACUGCGGUUGCAGUUAGUCAGCGCAAAUGUCAAAUGUCCACGCAACGUGCGGCGUUGUCGCGUACGCUGGCAAAGCUGUCAGUCGUAUUGUUGCUGAUUUCUUUAUUGGCCGUUGCCAACUGUCAUGUUUGCGGCCAACCUGCUGUGCCGCUUAAUGCCAAAGUACAGACCAUCUCCGGCGUUGCGGGUAUCAUAGAAGCUAAAUACGAUUGCGAUUCAGGUUAUGAGCUCUUCGGUCCGAAAUCCAUCAAAUGCGAUCAGAGGACUGGUUGGGAGCGUGAGUUGCCAUUUUGUGGCACGAAUGUAGCUUAUCGCAAGCCGGUCAAUCAGAGUUCGUACACACGUGCAGGACCGGCGAAUUACGCCAACGAUGGCAAACCGGGGAAUAAGAAUCCGGAUGGUCAACAGUGUUCCGAAACGCAGAAAGAACCAUCACCCUGGUGGCGCGUUGACUUGCUAGCACCACAAGCUGUGCGCGUAGUGCGCAUUACCACACGUGGCUGCUGCGGCCAUCAGCCCUUGCAGGACCUCGAGAUACGUGUUGGCAACAGCAGCGCUGAUCUACAACGUAAUCCACUCUGUGCCUGGUAUCCAGGCACUGUGGAAGAGGGUAUUACGAAAACAUUCUCCUGUGCGCGUCCACUCAUUGGGCAAUAUGUGGCCAUACAAUUGGUGGGUGUGGAGGGCAGUUUGAGCUUGUGCGAAGUGGAAGUUUUCACUAACGAUGAAUUCUCCGUCGAUCGCUGUCUCAGCCCCAAUCUGAGUGUGGACACAGUGUUGACGACAUUCUCGAAGACAUGCUAUGAAUUCCAUGUUACCAAGGGUGAGAAUUUCGAGAAGGCGCAACAGAUGUGUGAAGCAACUGGUGGCAAUUUGGUGCACGAUUUUCGUGGUGCCGCCAACGAUUAUAUACUCGCCGAAUUGGAACGACGCAAAACCGAACUGAAGACACAGCUGGUGUGGAUCGGUGCACAAAAAGAACCCGGCAUUACUUCGCGCACCUGGAAAUGGGUUAACGGUGAAGUGGUGCAGAAACCGGCCUGGGGCAAAGAUCAGCCCAACAACUACAAUGGCGAGCAGAAUUGUGUGGUGUUGGAUGGCGGACGCAACUGGUUGUGGAAUGAUGUGGGCUGCAAUUUGGACUACCUGCACUUUAUAUGUCAGCAUUCACCUCUCUCUUGCGGCUCUCCGGACUCACAGCAGAAUACUACAGUUAUCGGGCGCAACUAUACCUUGGGCAACACAAUCAUAUACGAAUGUCCGAAGGGUCAUUCGCUGCUCGGCGAUGCAGAGCGCACUUGCCACGCGGACGGUACUUGGGGCGGACGCGCGCCCACCUGCAAAUAUGUCGAUUGCGGUCCGCUGCCGGAACUAGAGCAUGGCGCCAUUCUAAUGUCGGAGCAACGCACCAGCUAUGGCGUGCAAGCGACCUACACUUGUCACGAGAAUUACACGCUCAUUGGCAAUGAGAAUCGCACUUGCGAGCUGACUGGUUGGACGGGCAAACAGCCGGAAUGUUUGGUUGAUUGGUGUCCUGAGCCGCCACGCAUCGCUGGCGGCAGCGUUAGUGUGACAGACAGGCGCGCCGGCUCGACGGCCACCUAUGAAUGCGAGGCCGGUUAUGUGCUGGUGGGCGAACCGAUAAUUUCCUGUGGCCUCGGUGGUGAGUGGUCCAGCAAGCCGCCAUCAUGCCGUUUCGUCGAUUGCGGCGCGCCGGCGCGUCCCGAUCGAGGUCAUGCAGUCUUGGUGAACGCGUCAACCACAGUUGGUUCGAUGGUGAAAUAUGAAUGUGAAGAAGACUACUGGUUGGACGGUCCAUCGGAGUUGUACUGCACCAAAGAGGGUAAAUGGUCGGGUGAUGCGCCGUUGUGCGAAUUGGUCGCUUGUGAUACACCACAUGUACCAGCCGGUUCCUUUGUGGUGGGUUAUGACUAUAAUGUGCACUCGAAAAUUCAAUACAACUGCGAUCCGGGGUAUGUGCUGCGCGGCAGUCCGACAUUGGAGUGUUUGGAAACCGGAGAGUGGAAUACGGAUGCACCAUUCUGUGAAUACAUUGACUGCGGCAUUAUAACGCCCAUACCAUAUGGCUCCAUAAAGUAUACACAAAAUACUACAUAUGUGGGCUCGGAAGUCACCUUUAGCUGUACACAAUCCCAUAAACUGAGUGGUGUGCCAAGGCGCGUUUGUCUAGAGUCCGGUGUUUGGAGUGAUGCCUCACCGAAAUGUGAAGAAAUCCGUUGCUCCGAGCCUGUACUGGCCGCUCACAGUUUACUCUCAGUGACUGGCAAUGAUCGCAUGUACGGUCGUACUCUUAUUCGUACUGCUGACUCCACACAGAACAGCGCACAAACCUAUAAGAUUGGCGCUUUAGCCAAAUAUCGUUGUGAACGCGGCUAUAAGAUGGUGGGAGAAGCUCUUGUUACAUGUGAAGAUAAUGGCCAAUGGAGUGGCGCGGUACCGGAAUGUGUGUACGUUGAGUGCGGUAUUCCAGCCAAUAUUACGAAUGGCAAGGUGACCCUAGCUACGAAUGUGACAUAUUAUGGCGCAGCCGUAUUAUAUGAGUGCAACGCUAACUUUAAACUCGAUGGAGUAUCACGUCGCCUGUGUACAGAAGACGGCACUUGGAGUCACGAAAAACCUGCAUGCAUUGAGAUCACUUGUGAUGAACCGGACAUCAGUGAAAAUCUAAUUGUCGACAUUAUCGAUCACUCAGUGGGCUCACAGGCGAAAUUUAAAUGUGCCAAAGGACGUACGCUGAUCGGCAAUAAUACAAGAGUCUGCCUAAAGAACGGCAAAUGGGCGGGGAAAAGUCCAAGUUGUAAGCCUGUUGACUGCGGCCGACCGCCGAUGAUUGAGAAUGGACGCGUGAUAGUGGUGAAUGAGUCCACCUUAUAUGGCGGCUCUGCGGAGUAUCAUUGCAUACCAAGCUACAACCGCAUCGGACAGUAUCUACGCAAAUGCACCGAGGAUGGCACCUGGAGUGGCGAUGAGCCGCGUUGUGAAGUCGCUGCCACAGAAGCACAAGAGAGCUCUAGCUUAGGUACCGGCAUUACGAUCGGUGCCACAGUCAUCAUUUUGCUACUUUUCAUUAUCGGUCUCAUAUUUCUGCAUCGCAACAAAGCGCGACCAGUAAAGAACACCGAGAAUGUGCAAGCGGCUGAGACCAAAGAUGAACGCAAUGCGGCGGUGAUGUCUUACUCGACACUCGAAGCCAAUAAUCGCCUACAUUUGGACAAUGGACCGCCGGCGACAUUCAAUACAUUCCAAGUGAAUGGACGUAAUGGUAAUGGGACCAUUGGCCGUAAGCCAGAGAACAUCUACGAUCAAAUACCCAGCGAACAAUUUUACGAUGCGCCAUAUGAGAUGCGCAACAACGAUGAGGUCUACGAACCUGAACCGACAGCCGGAAAUGUCAUCACCAUAAACGGCAUAUCGGUGCGAUGAACAGCAUGCGGAACCGCAGAGUCAGCACGUCGUUGUGGUUAUUUUUAAUAAAUAUUACAUAAAUUAAGUGCUAAGUUCAUGUUGAGCAUUUAAAGUAGUAAUUUGGGGCGAAUGGAGCUCUUUCAUUAUUUUUAUUUUCGUACUACAGUAAAGGCUUGUCUGUUGGGGCAGACUUUGCUAUAAUUUCUGUGUAGAAUACUAUGGAGUGUUUGACAAAUGAAAUGAGUGGACGUAAGUACAUUCUAACUUGAGCUUCGUACUGAGUAUUAGCGAAAAAUGUUUUAAGAGAGCAGCUAUUUAGUAUUUUCAUAUAUGUAUAUAUACUAAAGAUUUAAUACUUGCAUUUGAACAAGUAGUAGUAAUGAAGUAUUUAUCUAAAAGUGCAGUCCAACGUUUGAUUUUUGAAAAUAAUUGCAUACGAAACUCAACCUUAACAUAUAGCUUACACAUUUAUGUAUAACGAAACGUCGUUGUAUGUUAUUUUAUAUAUAUACAAUAUAUUAAAACCACUCUUAUAAUCCUAUACAUAUACUGUUAAAAUGAAUAUACGAAUAUAAUUAGUGCAUCUAGUAAUAAAAUUGUAGAUUUUGUAAAUUUUUUGCUUAGUUUUAAAUUAAGAAAUAUGUUUACCCAUCUUAGGUUUAAGUUGCCUUGUAAAUAUUACGUUAUCUGUUUAAUUUGUAUGUUAACUAAAUAUUUAUUAAUAUAAAUGGUCUGUGUCGCACAAUAAAUAAAUUAUAAUAACGAAAUAAAAUAUACUAUAUGUUAAAUAUUAAAAAAAAUUAAAUUUAUUUUGUAUUUAUUAUUUAAAUGAUAAAAAAUUAUAAGUGUCAUCUGACGGCGAAAUUUAAACUACUUUUAGUGACUUAAAACCGACGCUACAUGUGAUUGGUUGUAAUUUUCAAAUCUGGUACUAAAUUUUACCUAAUGCCUUCAAAGAUCAUUUUAUAGACGUUGACUAAAGAUCGCUUAGAUUAAGGCUUAAUCGCCGAAAAUGGUUAGGAUUCCCGAAAUAGACAUUGAAUCUAUCAAUUUCGACCUGAACAUAGUGUCAGAUUAAACUUUUAUAAACCCAAAAUUGACCAAAAACAAACCAAACAUAUGGCAUGUUUUGCAUGCCAGGCGGCCUUGUAUGAUAAUAAAUACCUCUUUGCUCGCCCACUCCAACCAGCACAAUUAACACUCUUGCCUCUAUGAAAGAUCUCAUUUCCUGAACCUGCCGUUGGAUGAUGUCGAUGAAAAUACCAAGCCUUCCUUCCUUCGUUCCUUCAAACAAAGCUUAAAGAAUAUUUUUCUUUGAAGACAAUAACUCUUACUUCCUUCUUACUAAGCUAGGCUACUUAGAACUUUAUAACUUGAAAGGAUAAAUCAAAUAAAAGUAUUUGUGGAUACAACACUCAUUUUCAUUUUGAAUACUUUAUAACUAACUUCGUGUCUAAAAAGUCUCAUUUUAGUAUUCUUUCAACUACUAUAUUUUUUGUAAAGUGUUCAGCAAUUGUCCACUGCAUUAUAAAUAUAUAAAACUUGUACUACUGAUAAGAUACAUAUUCAAUAGAAUUAACACAUUAACACUCGUACGGUUUUAGGACUAAAAAUUAGUUAGAUAUAUUCAUGUAUUAUGGUCAUAACCUACACAGCAUCGAUAUGAUCGCCUUGAAAUGCAAACGAAGAUGCUUCAGACGUGUCAGAACACUGCACUCCGUACGAUAAAAAGACUCCUCCUGACAUGGUGUGGCCUGCAUGCUUCCGGCUAAAGAACAACAUGCACUCUUCUCGAAGCAGUUUCUACUGAGAAUUUCGCAAAAUUCAUCCCUUCAGUCAUUUGCCUGAAGCGGAGCCGCCUCCUGUGUGCAUCAAGAGGUUAUUCCUUGAUUGCGUCGACGACAUAUAACAAUCCGCUCACCAGACCACGGUCGCAACUAACUUCAGACAUGCACUGAAGGUCAUUCAGAGUCCCAGUGAAUGGCGAUUAGAGUCAAAGCACAGCCCAUUGCAAACGAAGAGCUCGAGUUUCCCUGUGAAUCUAGAGUGAUCCUUUCACAAUUUCGUUUUGGAAAUGAUAGCAAGUUAAACUUCUAUCUAUCCCACAACAACUAAUCAGUUGCUAUCAGUAGUAGUCAGUUGCUAUGCAUAAUGCAAAUUUUGGUAUAGCCUAGUGACAACUGUAUUUCUUUUUUAAAUUAAUAGUACAAGAAAUAUAAAAAAAAAAAAAAAUAUAUUAAAAACUCUCGACUUGAAUCUCAAGAGCAUGCUUUAUUGGAGUUUUUUACGUUUAAGAUGGAUGCAGAAACAAAGCAUGUCUCUAAAGUUGUGACGUAUAGAACGAGCUAAUCAAUCGUCGGACUUCAACCAGCAUAUUAGAGAGACUUAUAAACAAAAAUUAAAAAUAAUUUUUUACUUUGAAAUCUUUUAAACAAUUUUUUUAUAUCAUUAUUUAAAUGAGUGAGUAUUGUAAAUAUAAUAUUAACACGGAGUUUUUUAUGAAAUUUUUCUACGUAACCAUUCCAAAAUAAAUAUGUGUACAACAGGCAGAGAAUUGAGUACUUUUUAAAAUAAUGUACUAUAUAUUUACAAAGAACUUUAAAUAGAAUCUCCAAACUUUAAAUAGACUUCCAUGAAUCCAUGUGUUUUUAAAAAGAAUUGCAAAUAUAUUAAAAACAUGCUUUAUCUAAAAAUUUAUUUGUAAACGAACGCACAAAAGAACACAUGUAAAGUGAUUAUCGCUUAAAUAAUACUUAAGAACCUCACCACGCGACGCAAACAAAAAUAAUAUUGUCACCAUAAUGAAGAUGUUUACCUACUUGGUGCUAAAAAUAAGCCGUCCCAUUUUUAUCUAUUUUAUUCACUGAGCAACUAAUGCACUCUAACCUAAAUAAAGUACCUGCUUGUUUCAGCUUAUAAUCCCUCAACACUUCACUUCCAAAUAUCAGUCACUCUUCGCCUACGCAUAAAAGAAGUGCAUUUGCGUUCGCGUCGCUUAAACUCGAUUUAUUUAAAAGAAAACAUUUAAAAGCAAAAUGUUAAAAGUAUUGCAAAAUCAUCCAAUCGCCUGCAACGUCUUAUUUGUGGGAUUUGUUUUCGUUAUGCAAAAAGCAUUGCAGCUCUUUUGCACCGCUGAAAUUAAACUAGAACAACUGGGCCAACUACAAGUCCAAGAUAUAUUUAUCAAAAGAUCGGCUGCAAAUGAAAGAAGGGAAUGAGUGUGACACGGCUGAAGGGUCAUUGUGCAAUUGGAAUGAAUAUACGAGUAUCUUCAUUUCGAAAGUUUUUAAUGAUUAUGAAUAAGUAGCAAUAAAAUGCCAUUUUUUCGUGUAAAAAUAUUUUUAAAUUUUGUAUUCGUUUUUUAAAUUUUAUAAAUUUUGUUUGUAUUAAAAUAUAAAAAAAUAUUCAGAAAGGUUUUAUUUUCCAUACACCACUGAGCUGCAAGUUGCCAUCAACAGACCAACAGUGUUGUUUGGUUUAGCACUGAGAAAUUAUUAAUAAAUAUUAUAACUCUUUAUGGAGUGAGAAUACGAUGCAGAAAUUUUUGUAGACACAUUUUUGUGCUGAAAACUCCAGAACUCCGUUUAAAAAUAAUUAUAAGAAGAUUUUUGUUUCCUACUAGUAAAGAAAACACAUUAAACGUAAAAAUCUCUGAUCAAAAUUAAGAAAAGAGCCGAACCGAAAACAAUCAUGGUUCUUCUGAUGUUUGUGAUUUUUCCUUCCGAAAAAAUAAAUUUUAAAGUUUGUUUUAUUACAGUUUUUAAUUUAAGCACCCACGAAUAUUCAUUUUUAUACUGCGGUUAUACCACCCUAAUGUCAGUAAACCAUAAUAAGUUUAGCGUACUCUACAUAAUUAAAAUAAAUUUUUAUUCAUAAAUUUUGUUUAUUCAGCACUUAAA